AGUGUAAAAUUUUUUCUUUCACGUGAUCAAAAUGAAGUGUGGCGGUGUCGCAGAGGCAAAGGAUGCAACUCCUGAAGUGCAGCAUAUCUGUGAUGAGGUAAAGCCACUUGCAGAAGAAAAGGCUGGAAAGAAAUUUGAUGUUUUCGUCGCCAAAAAAUUCACAACCCAAGUUGUUGCGGGGACCAACUUCUUCAUUAAAGUCCUUGUUGGUGGAGAUGAAUAUGUACACAUGCGAGUACAUAAAUCCUUACCCCACGCUGGUGGGAAACUGGAGCUGAAUGCAAUACAGACUCCCAAAGCUGACCAUGACCCCAUUGGUUUUUUCUGAUUACCUGUAACUCCCUGCAGAGCAUACCAUGCCCACGCCCAUGCUCCAGCCAACACAGCCUCUGCGCCCAGAUCAUUUUUCCUUGUCAGCUGCACUAAAUGGCACAGACUCUACUUCAUAGGCUACUUAUUGGCACAUGUAUUUUGUACUAAAAGCUGUUUACCUUUGCCAAGUUUAUUUUGUUAAAAAAAAAACAAAUAAACAUUUUACAGAGUC
Messenger RNA from Esox lucius (northern pike), 544 nucleotides. Its product is annotated as cystatin-B-like. Gene Ontology annotation, cellular component: cytosol. The record is from RefSeq and is marked provisional. Gene Ontology annotation, molecular function: cysteine-type endopeptidase inhibitor activity. Lineage: Eukaryota; Metazoa; Chordata; Actinopteri; Esociformes; Esocidae.